Messenger RNA from Gigantopelta aegis, 2400 nucleotides. Its product is annotated as solute carrier family 13 member 5-like. The transcript has 14 exons. Gene Ontology annotation, cellular component: membrane. NCBI's taxonomy places the organism in Eukaryota, Metazoa, Mollusca, Gastropoda, Neomphalida, Peltospiridae. Gene Ontology annotation, biological process: monoatomic anion transmembrane transport. The record is from RefSeq and is a predicted model, not a curated record. Bases 290 to 2209 code for a protein of 639 amino acids. Gene Ontology annotation, molecular function: transmembrane transporter activity.
CAGUUGUAUAACACUCGCAAAAAUGUUGUUAGACCUGUUGUCAUAUUUGUAAAGUCACGUUUUGAAUACAUACAUGCAUUUAAAAUUGAAAGAGCAGACUAUCAUUAUCCUAGAUGUGAAUUCAUUUGCAUGGAGCUUGCAUUGGAUUGUGUAAAUUCUUUCGAAAGUGUGAGACAGAAAUCUAGGAUUUCAUACAGCUCGAGUUCUGUGUGAAUUUGUAUUGGAGUUAAUAUUAACAGUAUUCUAUCGCGUGAAUUAGUAUGAGAAAGUGAGACAGGAAGAUUAAAAAAUGGGAUUCCACACAGUUCUCAGUGUUGUAACACAGAUCUGGAUUAUUAGACCCCCUCUGGUAUCGCUUCUAAUUCUAUGUGCAGCCUUGCCUCUUCCACUGCUUUACGGAACACCGGAGGCUAAAACUGCCUACGUUCUGAUUGUCAUGGCUGUACUGUGGCUGACGGAAACGAUCCCCAUACCUGUGACCAGUCUCCUUCCCAUCAUCCUCCUUCCCGCAAUGGGCGUGGCCAAAGCAGCAGACGUCAGUCAGAACUACAUCAAGGACACGUCCAUGCUGUUUAUUGGUGGGCUGAUGGUGGCGGUGGCGGUCGAGGAGUGGAAUCUACACAAGCGUAUUUCUCUUAGCGUCCUCAGGCUAGUCGGCUCCGAUCCAAAGUGGAUCAUGGCCGGCCUGAUGCUGCCCACGUGGUUUCUGUCGAUGUGGAUCAGCAACACUGCGACGACGUCAAUGAUGUUGCCGAUUGUCGAGUCUGUGUUGGUGGAGAUGAGGCUGGCGGGUUCCGGGAAAACAGAACUGGGUGCUAUUAACGAAGCCUUCUCUAUGGACUCUCUGGAAUCUGCUGCACCUGAUGGCGUCAGUCUGAAAAAAUACAAAGUAAAUCUCGACCAGAAUGGUGAGAGCUCCCCAGCAUCAGAACCAAAUGAGAGUAGUGAGCAGACUCCUGGCGAUAGCAAAGCGAAUCGUUCUAGCCAGGAUUUUUCAGACAUUACGAACAAUUCCGAGAGCAUUUCGGAAAGUAAACUUGUCCGUGAAAACGUAUCGGGCAGGCAUUCCUGGGGGUCGUCCCUCUGUGAGGUGGAUAACGAGUAUGACCAGGAAUACAAACGGAUGUGUAAAGGUCUGUCUCUGUGCAUAGCGUACGCCGCUAACGUGGGCGGGAUUGCCACACUCACAGGAUCACCCCCCAACCUCGUGUUUAAGGGCCAAGCGGAUUUAUUAUUCGAAACAUAUGGCGGUAAAUCAGGAAUCAAUUUUGCCAAUUUCAUGAUGAUAGCCCUACCGCUAUCCGCCAUGAUGCUGAUUCUAUGUUGGACUUGGCUUUUUAUCAUCUUCAUUCGAUUCAAGGGCUGCUGUAAGAAAGACAACGCUCGUAGAUCGGCGAUGACGAAGGCCAUCCAGGAACAGUUCAGAAGUUUGGGUAGAAUCACCUAUGCCGAAGUUGUUAUUUUGCUACUGUUUGCACUAUUCGCGGCCUUACUGCUGACGCGGAAAGGAAAUAACUUUCAAGGAUGGGGCACCCUCUUUCCCAACCAAUAUGUCACAGAUUCCACUGCAGCCAUGUUUAUUGCCGUCCUGUUGUUUAUCCUCCCAGCGAAGAAACCCACUGUGUUCUGUUGGCGUUAUUCAGAUGGUGUGAAGGUAAAACCGGAAUACACGCCUUUGCUUACCUGGCAAAUGAUCCAUGCCAAGCUGCCAUGGGGAGUCAUCCUCCUCCUUGGAGGCGGAUUUGCUCUGGCGGAUGCCUCUAAGAAUUCAGGUUUAUCGGAGUGGGUCGGUGAACAGCUGAAGGCUUUCAUGGACCUGGAUCCUUUGUUAGCCUGCUUCCUGCUCAUCUUGGUGGUGGCCAUGAUAACGGAGGUCACAAGUAACACAGCAACUGCCACACUGUUGAUGCCAAUAAUGGCUGAACUGGCCCUGAAAACCAAUAUAAACCCGUUGUACCUCAUGAUGGCAACUUCCAUGGCAACAUCAUUUGCUUUUAUGUUACCAGUGGCAACACCUCCAAAUGCCAUAGUAUUUUCAAAUGGGCAUCUGCGAAUUGUAGACAUGGCUCUGUGCGGAAUCGUCAUGAACGUCAUUGCUGUGUGUUGUCUGACGCUGUGCAUCAACACCUGGGCCUACAGCAUCUACGACCUGGGCACACUGCCCAGCAUCUUCAACAACAGUCUAGUAACGACACCAGCAACUAUAUAAAGCAGUGCCCUACAUCUUCAAAGAAGUUUAGCAACCAUCGCCAAAACCUACAUAAAACAUAAGGACGUUGCCUGAUAUCUUCAACGAAAGUUUUAGUAACCAUGCCGAAACCUAGUUAAUACAUGGGUAUUUUCGAUGAAUGUUUAGGAACUCCGCCCAAACCUACACCAUAAAUGGAUACAUAGAUUGAA